AAGGGUCGUACAUGCAGUAGGAAAGUGGCGCGGCGAUCAUGAUCAGAAAGCAUCUUGAAUCUUGAUGCCAGCAGCCAGUAGUAGAAGCGAAUGACAUCACAAUGUGGCUACCGUAGCUGCAUAUGGACGAUCCAGCUGGACAGGUGGACGAAUUGUGCCAGAUGGAUACUGUGUGAUGUGUGGGAACUCGGCGGAAGCUCUCUCAUGAGCAGCUUUUACCUAUCAGGCACAGCAUCUUAUGCGCAGCUCGCUGCUCCUCAAGAAAGGCACUGGCCUGCGUUGUCUGCUCACGCAACAGUUCCUGAUUCUGUCAGCUGGGGGGCAGCUUCUGAGGAAUCCCCGCCUCCACUGACUUCUCCACCCCACCAUGGCCGAAAAGCCCACCAUCGUUUUCGUCCACGGCGCAUGGCACUCCCCCGUGCACCUCGCCCCAGCCGCCCACGUGUUUGAGGCUGCCGGCUACCCCACUUGCUGCCCGCUUUUGCCUACGUACGGCGCGCAACCCCCGACCACGACUCUGUACGACGCCGCGGCCGCGCUGCGGGCAGAACUUGACCGGUUGAUUGAGACAGAGGGCAAGGACGUGGUUGUGGUCAUGCACUCGUACGGGGGUACGGUGGGCACUGAAGCGGUGCAUGCGACACUCGGGAAAUGCGCACGCGAGGCGGAGGGAAAAGCGGGGGGAGUGCUCAGGCUGGUGUUCCUGUGCGCGUUUGUGGUUCAAGAGGGAGCGAGCCUGCUCUCGCUUUCAAAAGGGGAGGCACCGCCGUAUCUCAUCAUCAACGAAGACGGGAGCUGCGUUGUGCAAGAGACUGCCUGCGCCCAGCUCUUCUACAACGACGUCCCCCCGGCCGAGCAGCAGCACUGGAUCUCGAAGCUCAAGCCCCACCCGGUUGUAUCGAUGAACAACCCGGUGACUUAUCUCGCAUACAAGCACCACCCGGCCUCGUAUAUAUUCUGCGAGAACGACCAGGCGGUGCCGGUAGAGGUGCAGAAGAUGAUGGUGAACGGCUCGGGGGUGGAGAUGCGGACGGAGACGCUGACGUCAGGGCACUCCCCGUUCUUAAGCAUGCCGGAGAAGCUGCUCGAGGCGGUGCAGAAGACGGCUGGUAUUUGAGAGGGACAGGCUGGGAGUGAUAUCUGACCGCUUGCGAUUCUGCGGGCGGUGCGCACGGACACUCUUUACUUGUCGGUUGAGGAUGGACGUCCGGUGAAUCUGAGAGCAUUUGAGAUUGGAUGUACAGGGAAAGUGAGGACUUGUAGUGUAAAAUUUUGGAUUUGCCUUGUAAUUGCCUACGAAAACUGGAAGAAUGGUCCAGAACGGUUGUCGUAGAGUAUUUCAGCCCAGUCCCUAGUGAUUGGCCAGCUCCAGCCUAGUAAGAGAAGCACUGUAAUCUCGAACGAUUUUACAACUACCGGUAGAUGAGGAAGAACUGAGCACUCAAGGUUCAGUAUGUCCAUUUUUGCUUUCAUAUAUAAGGCGCCAGAUUGCGGUCGAUAUCAAUAAGUACAUCCGCGGCGGCGCAACUUGUGAUCUGCGACGCUCUGUAGUUUGUAUCUUUGCAGUCAAAUGCUAGAUAAGAAGCAUACGAGCCAACCAUUUUCUUUGGAAGCUCAUGUGUCCGGCAA
Klebsormidium nitens is the source of this 1629-nucleotide messenger RNA. NCBI's taxonomy places the organism in Eukaryota, Viridiplantae, Streptophyta, Klebsormidiophyceae, Klebsormidiales, Klebsormidiaceae. The record is from the annotation of a GenBank genome assembly.